CUGAGGCCACAUCAUUUAUUGUCCAGGUUCCCAAGCCCCUGCCCAGCCUUCUAUCCCUGUAGGAUUCUUAAUAGCUCUAGCCAACACCUCUGGGUUUCUGCCUUGCCCAGGGCUUCCUCUCAGUCUCCAUGGAGGGGACAUCAGGGCUGCACAAACAGCAUGUUCCUUUGCUCAGCAGUUACUCUCACUUUGGUCCAAACUUGAGAUCAUAAGAUCCUGGCGACUCUUACCCAAAGAAGAGAAAAUUACCAUUUCUUUCUUUCUUUUUUUUUUUAAAGACAAAUUGUUCCGUCUUCCAGCCUUGUUUGAGAGAAUGGUUUAUUUUUGCAUUUUGAGUGGUUAUGUGGAGUCCAUGAAUGCUGAUGAUGUCGACAAUCCCUUCGGAGACCUGACAUCUCUAGCCAAGCCUCGGAGCUCUAAACCCCUGUAUACGGACACGAGUCGCUCUGGCAAUAUCCCAGGAUAUAGUGGCAAGGUUCAUUUCACAGCUACCCACCCAGCAAAUUCUAAUAUUCCACCAACAACCCCAUCACCAGAUUCAGAAGUGCAUCGCAUCUUACGGAAAGACAUGGAAGUGGGUUUCUUCCAUCACCAGGCACCUCUGUCUCGAAUGGUCACAACUGUGAAACCCUACAACCCCUUCAAUAGGAAGGAAAAAGAAACUGUAGACUACUGAAAGAGGCCGGCCUAUUGAGUGAGACUGCUAAGACUUCAGAGUUGGUGACAUUGCACACAGCAUGGUAGGAAAUAAAAGUGCCUGUCCUGUCCCCAGUGUGUCUGUAAUGCUAAUAGAGCUUGCGUGUGCUCUUCCUGCCUAAGGCAGAGUUCUCGAACCACCCUCGGCCAGUCUCCUAACCUGUCCGGUGGCUCUCUGCCUUGCCCUGGAAUGCCACCAUUUUGUGAUGGCAGUUGAGUCUUUCCGAAGCAACCAGCCAUAGAGGUUUUAUUUUAGAUGAUUUCUCUGUGGGGUUACAACACCAAGUCUACAUAGGGAUUUCGUGUCCUGACCAAGUUAACACAGGAAGGAUAACUGCUGAGCACAGAUCAUGCAAAGGUGGAACCAAAGGGCACCACAGAGAUUAUCUAGUCAAAACCCAUAUUUUCCCAAUGAGAAAACUGAGUGGCUGAGAAAGAAAGUGACAGGCUCUCAGUGAGAGCUGCAUUCUGCUUCUCACAGAGGGGACAUCAUCACACGGGGGAUGACAUUGCAUGGGGGAUGACAUUGAGGUUGCAGAUGGGACAAAAUGCUCCUUUGUCGCAAUUGGUAUUUCUUUCAGAGACAGAAGUAUCCCCCAGGUUCCAUAACGGUGAUCAGGCAGGAACUACCACCUCUGGCCAAAUUAGAGGGUGUCAUUACUCAGCCAUGAACCAACAGAACACCAGCUCACGGAGUCACUCAGUGUGGAUGUGGGCUAGGGGAGAUCCUGCUGCCAUAAAGAACUAGAGCUCCAAGCAAAUGAUUACAAUAUUUUGAGAGUAAUUUGGCCCUGCUCAUCUCACAGAAGUCUCUGGGUAAUGUAAACAGUUAACACACUUACCUGCUAACCAAAAGUUUGGAGGUUCAAGUCCACCUAGAGUCACCUCAGAAGGAAGUUCUGGUGACCUACUUCUGAAAAAUCAGCUAUAGAAAAUCCUAUGGAGUGCAGUUCUACUCUGACACACAUGGGGUUGGAAUUAGUUGGAGCCAACUCAAAGCAACUAACUGGUGGUAUUAUUUCAUAGGAAGGGAAAAGCAGCUGUUUUGGUAUGAAAUCCUGUAUUACCUCAGUUGACAAUGACCUAGACUUUGAAACUGAAUCUUGAGAAUGUCUCUGUGUGCUGCUCCCUGGGCCUACUCUGGGCCAUGACAAACAGGAAGACAAGCAGCCGUCCUCCUGAGUACCUGCCUGGCCCUAGAGAUAAGUCUGAUCUUGUCUACUUGUAUUCAGAAAGAGCAAGUCUAUAAAAAUCCAACCAAAAUAAAAAUCUUUGUCUCUGGAAGACUUUCACCAAAACACAAAUGGAAAAUGCUGACCCCAUCCUAGAAGUAGAUUCAUUUAGUUCCCUGAGAUCACAUCCUUUGGUGAACAUCCUAGGCAGGCCACCUUGUCAAGAGGUACUACUGUUCAAACUCUGGGACCUCCCUUCCUCAUCUGGGUCCUUCUAUGGCAGUAACACCUGCUCUGGACAUUCUUUACAGUCUAAGAUGAUGUUUCCAAGCUCUGCAAUGCAGACAUCUGGGCUCCCAUCAGAACAUGAGCACAUCCAACACUGCUCUUGAAGGAAAUGUUGACUGUCCCUGUAGUCCCCCUUGGCUGUAUCCAGGAGAAGAGAGAUGGUGACUCUCUAUUUGCACUAUGACUAGGUCAGAUUGCUCACCUUUGAAGAUAAAGUGCAAACCCUGCUCACCACAUAUCUAGACUCCAAGGUCAGCCACACCAAUGGAGAAGAUAGAAAUUCCAGUGCUCUGACUCUUACCCAUGAGUGUAAAUUGCAUUAUUUGUGUUUCCAUUGGCCAAAGCCCAACGGGAAGCUACAACAAUCAAGGAAGAUAGUCUCAGGGAUAUAUAACUCCUCUUCAAGUUCCGAAUUCUUGAUGGCACCAAUACCAACAUUCCUUCUCAGGUUAGCCACUUGCCUCUCACUCUCCACCCCAAAGCAAAGCAUUCCCUACAAUAUUAUAAUCUCAGUUUUUAUUUAUCCCCAGGAAUUAUUCCAGUACUUAAGCUACAGAAGAUCUUUGCAUUUUUAUAAAACUGAUGUGAGAAAUGACAUUAGAAAUUGUUGUAAAGUUCACUUAGAAGAGAAAAUAUGAGUUAAUUACCUUCUCCUAGCAGAUAAGGACAUUACAACGUAAUAUUUUCAAACUAUUACAGAGGUACAACAAUAUAAAAAGUAUGAUAUUCAUAAUAGAGCAGAAUAGCAAGUCCAGAAAUGAAAACAUAAAGAAAUUAUUCUAAACCAAUGAAUACAGGAUAGAUAUUCGCAACAGAUGAUAGUGAGACAACCAUUUGGAAACAACGAAGAAAGGUAGAUCCAGAUCUUACCCUUUAAACAAAAGUAAAUUGUUCUUUGAUCACUGAUUUAAAUGGAUAAUUUAAAGCCUUUAGACAGAUCACCUGGGAAUUUAGGGGAUUCCUUUAUAAGGCUGAGUGUGAGGAAAAUCUUUUCAAACAGGACACUAAAGCCAAAAAUGGAGGAAAAAAAACUUUUAAUGUAAAAAAUACACCUACAAAAGUUAGAAAAACUGAACGGGAAAAUAUGUCAGAUAAAGGAUUCCUACUAUUAUUAUAAAAAGAAUCCACAUUCAAAACAUGAUUACCCAAAUAGGGACAAAGCAAAGGAUAUUAACAAAUAAAUUGAAAAAAUAGAAAACAUAAAUGGCGAAUAAGCAAAUAAAAAUGUUUACACCCCACUAGUAUUCAAGAAAUGACUAUACUGUUUCACUUUUCACACAUGAAUCUGUGUCUGUGAGAGGAGAUACAUAUCUUUUUUAAAUUGUAUUUUAGAUGAAG
Molecule: messenger RNA, 3494 nt
Organism: Trichechus manatus latirostris (Florida manatee)
Lineage: Eukaryota; Metazoa; Chordata; Mammalia; Sirenia; Trichechidae
Product: spermatogenesis associated 48
Exons: 4
Coding region: 314-676 (120 amino acids)
Biological process (GO): spermatogenesis
Source: RefSeq, a predicted model, not a curated record